Molecule: messenger RNA, 2042 nt
Organism: Xiphophorus couchianus (Monterrey platyfish)
Lineage: Eukaryota; Metazoa; Chordata; Actinopteri; Cyprinodontiformes; Poeciliidae
Gene: hacl1
Product: 2-hydroxyacyl-CoA lyase 1
Exons: 16
Coding region: 123-1721 (532 amino acids)
Biological process (GO): fatty acid alpha-oxidation
Cellular component (GO): peroxisome
Molecular function (GO): magnesium ion binding; catalytic activity; thiamine pyrophosphate binding
Source: RefSeq, a predicted model, not a curated record
CCGGAAACGGAACAGAAAAGGGGUGUAUCUAUAGUGCUCCGCAGAGAAGUCACAUUGGUUUGAUCUGUAAUAUCCGACUAAAUACAUAUAUACAUAUAUAUUUAAGCUUCUACUCAGGAGUCAUGGACGAAGUGACAGGCGCUCAACUCAUUGCCGAGUCUCUGAAAACUCAGAAAGUGGAGUACAUGUUUGGGAUAGUCGGUGUCCCUAUCAUUGAAGUGGCCAUGGCUGCACAGGCUGCUGGGAUCAAAUAUGUGGGAAUGCGUAACGAGCAGGCGGCGUGCUAUGCUGCAUCUGCGGUUGGAUACAUAACAGGCAGACCAGGAGCCUGCCUGGUGGUGUCUGGACCUGGACUCAUUCAUGCUCUGGGUGGGAUGGCUAACGCUAACAUGAACUGCUGGCCAGUGCUCGUGAUCGGCGGCUCCUCGGAUCGAAACCAGGAAACAGCAGGGGCCUUUCAGGAGUUUCCCCAGGUGGAGGCGUGCCGCCUCUACAGCAAGUUUACCGCCAGGCCCAGCAGUCUGGAAGCUAUCCCAUCAGUCAUAGAGAAGGCAGUCCGCACCAGCAUAUACGGACGCCCGGGUGCUGUUUACGUUGACAUCGCAGGGGACAUGGUCAAUGCUAAAGUAGAGCGGGACAAAGUCAGGGAAGUGUCCUGCUGUCCACCUCCACCUGUGAGUUUGGCCUCCAGCGUUGCAGUUGAAGAGGCCCUCUCUGUCCUAAAAGCAGCAAAGACACCUUUGGUCAUCAUUGGAAAGGGAGCAGCUUACAGCAGGGCGGAGGCUGUGCUGAGGGAGUUUGUGGAGGAGAGUGGGCUCCCGUUCCUGCCCACACCUAUGGGCAAAGGAGUCCUGCCCGACGAUCACCCCAGCUGUGUGGCUGCUGCCCGCUCCAGAGCUCUUCUUCAAGCCGACGUCGUUCUUCUGCUCGGAGCGAGGCUAAACUGGAUGCUGCAUUUUGGUCUGCCACCCAGAUUUAAUCCUCAUGUUAAAAUCAUUCAGGUUGACCUCUGUGCCGAGGAGAUGGGAAACAACGUGAAGGCACAUGUUGCUCUCCUGGGGGACGUUGGUGCUGUUGUAUGUCAGCUCCUGACGUGUGUCCGCAAAGAUGGCUGGAAACAUCCAUCUAAGACUGAGUGGUGGAGCGCGCUCAGCCAGAAGGUUUCCGCUAACGCAAAAAUAUCAAAGGCUCUGGCUCUUAAGGAAACAUUGCCCAUGAACUACUACACUGUGUUUCAUCACAUUUCUCAGCUGCUUCCACGCGAUUGCAUCAUUGUUAGCGAGGGUGCUAACACUAUGGACAUCGGACGCACCAUGCUGAAUAACUACCUACCCCGACACAGGUUGGAUGCGGGCACUUUUGGAACGAUGGGAGUCGGCCUCGGCUUCGCCAUAGCAGCAGCUGCCGUGGAGACGACCAGGAUCAAACCCCAAAGAGUCGUCUGUGUGGAGGGAGACAGUGCCUUCGGCUUCUCCGGCAUGGAGGUUGAAACCAUGUGCAGAGCGCCUCCUGUCUCCCUUCUGCCCGACGCCCGCUACGAUGAGGUAAUGACAGCGUUUGGAGGUCGAGGGUUUCUGGUGAGGACUGCAGAGGAGCUGCGCGACGCCUUGCAGCUCAGCCUGACUGACUGGGAGAGACCGAGUCUGCUCAAUGUGCUCAUUGACCCUUCAUCUGACAGAAAGCAGCAGGAGUUUCCUUGGCUCACACGCUCCAACCUUUAAGACUCAAACCUUCAUCCAGAACGUCAUCUGAUGAGCAGUGGAAGCUUUAAAACAUGAAACUGUUUUAAUUUUAUUGAUUGUUCCUAUGAAAUAAUUAAUGUUUUAUGAUUCUUGCUACGUUUUAGGAGCUAACAACAUUUUACAGUUCACACAGUGAAACCUUUUUCACAAUAGUUAGCAUUUUCUUCUGAAAGAUUAAAUAUGACCCCUUAAGAUUAUGAAUAUUGAUACUGUUUAAUAAAAUAAAAUAAUGCUUAAAAUUAUGUGACAUGACUGUUGUCUGGGCAGACAAACCAAUAAAAGCAAAUGAGGAACUUAAAA